AUGGUGCCUUGGAGGCAAGAGAGUGCACAAUCCAUGCCAGGUGCUCCCAUGCCACCACCAACUAACAGAAGCAGAACUGGUCGCCCACACUCCAAUUUUACAGCAGAACAGAUACAAUUAUUUUUGGAUCUUGGUCUUAAUUGGCAAGGAAUAGCCUCGUUAUUUGGGAUUGGGGACGGACUUUGUACCGCCAUCGACAACGCCUGGAACCUACUGUCGAACAUCAGACACAUAUUGGAAAGCACACCGAAUGCUGGCGAGACUUAUAUACGGGCCAGCCUGAGCCACAUGGGUAUUCAUAUUCAGCACAGGCGAGUUCGAGAAGCUUUACAUACAAUUGAUCCAAUUGGACAAAGUGUACGUCAUCGACAGGCCAUUCGGACCUACAAUGUUCGUGGUCCGAAUGAGUUAUGCAGAUAA
Messenger RNA from Menidia menidia (Atlantic silverside), 420 nucleotides. The record is from the annotation of a GenBank genome assembly. NCBI's taxonomy places the organism in Eukaryota, Metazoa, Chordata, Actinopteri, Atheriniformes, Atherinopsidae.